CCCCCGCCCCGCCCCUCCCGCCCGUCCCGCCGCGCUCGGGGCCGCGGCACCGGCACCGGCACCGGGACCGGACCGGACCGGCCGGGCCAUGGCCCCGCAGCCGCCCAGCCCCGGGCAGUACCUGCGCUCCGACAGCGGCGGCUCCGACGCGCCCAUGCUGCCCGAGGGCUCCGCUCCCGGUGCCGGUGCCGCUCCCGGUGCCGCUCCCGGUGCCGCUCCCGCUCCGGACGGGGGGCAGCGGCGGCGGCGCUGCGGGCCGCUCUGGGGCAGCGUGGCCGUCAUGGCCAUCGUGGCCCUGCAGAUCGCCUCCACCACCGGCCUCUUCGUCUACUUCACCAUGGCCAUCGCCAAGCUGCGCCCCCAGGCUCCGGGCAGCGCCGAGGAGCUGCGCUGUCUGCAGAUGCUCAACCAGCAGCCCGAGGGCUCCAGCCUGGAGGAGCUGAGCAGCAGCCAGGGCUGCCUCAAGCUGGCCAGCACCAUCAAAGCCUACGUGGCCACGGUGACCGAGAACAUCAUCCGCAGGAAUGCUGUGAAGGAGGCCUGGCAGAGCUACUACAACACCUCCGAGGGGCAGCUGCCUCCCAAAAGAGCCGGGAAAGCCUCAGCACAUCUCACACUGCGCCCACAGAGCCUGGCCCAGGAUGGACCCCCGCCGCGGCCCGGGAACCUGUCGCAGUCGUGUCGCCACGCGCUGCGGCACUGGGGGCACGGCGGGCUGCGCUCCCACCUGCACAACAUGAGCUACGGCGCGGGGCGGCUGCGGGUGGAGCAGCCCGGCAAGUACUACGUCUAUUCCCAGAUCUAUUUCCGCUACCCCGGGGCCGGCGGGGACUCGGGGCCGCAGCUGGUGCAGUGCAUCCAGCGGCAGCCGGCGCACGGGCCGCCGCUGCUGCUGCUCAAGGGCGUGGGCACCAAGUGCUGGGCGCCCGCCGCCGAGUUCGGGCUGCAGGCGCUCUACCAGGGCGGCCUCUUCGAGCUGCGCGCCGGCGAUGAGCUCUUCGUGUCCGUCUCCUCCCUGGCCAUCGACUCCCACGAUGCUGCAGCCACUUAUUUCGGGGCCUUUCGGCUCGAGCUGUGAGCCCCCGGCGUGGCUCCUGGGCAGGGCUUGCUCUUGUCACCGUGCUGGCUCUUGUCACCGUGCUGGUCCUCAGGGUGAGGGACGAGCCAGGAGGGACACGGGGGUGCUGCCCACAGGGUCCGGCUGUGCCCGGUGCCACCCUCAGCCGUGAGGCAGCAACGGGCUGCAGGACCUGCAGGGGACACGCCCGUGCCAGCCCUGGGGACAUGCCAGCCCUGGGGACACGGCCAUGCCAGCCCUGGGGACACACAUGCCAGCCCUGGGGACCCGGCCAUGGCCAUGCCAGCCCUGGGGACACAGCCAUGCCAGCCCUGGGGACACGGCCAUGGCCAUGCCAGCCCUGGGACAUGCCAGCCCUGGGGACAUGGCCAUGCCAGCCCUGGGGAAAUGCACAUGCCAGCCCUGGGGACAUGCCAGCCCUGGGGACACACACAUGCCAGCCCUGGGGACAUGCACAUGCCAGCCCUGGGGACAUGGCCAUGCCAGCCCCGGGGACAUGCCAGCCCUGGGGACACACACAUGCCAGCCCUGGGGACACACACAUGCCAGCCCUGGGGACACAGCAGCUCCCUGCAGCAGGAAAGGCACCAAGGUCACGUCUGAAAGUGUCCCCACAGUGACACCCACGAGCCUGAGCCCACCUGGGCAGGGCUGUUGUGCCAGGACUGGGGCUGGAAGCACCCCCAGGGCAGGGCUGGCACCUCUGGCACAGCAGUGAGGGCACGGGGCAGGUCCAGGGAGGGAGUUUCAGUCUGGGAGAUGAAAACCUGGGGCACAGCAGCCCUGGCUGCAGGGAGGGCAAAGGGCAGGACAGUGACACUGCCAGUCCUGGCAGCACAGCUGGCACGUGGCACUGGGGCACGUGGGGACUGCACAGAGCAGGAGCUCAGCACAGCUGCUGGCCAAGCACCUCUCCCUGUGGGAUUUUGUCAUUCCCAGCCCCCAGUUCCUCACAGCCCCUGCAGGGUCCCAGCUCUGGGUGACCUUGGAGGGACCAAACCAGCCCUGGGGUGAUGGAGGCCACCCCAGAGGCCAGAGGUGGCUCCAGGCAGGGCCCAGCUGGCUCAGCCCACGGACACUGGGUGGGCACAGCCCCCUUUUCUAACUCCCCUUUACUCUCUGUAUCCCACUAAGCCUGGGGGGAUUUACAGACAGGUGUGGGCUCCCAGGGAGGAUGGAAUAAAUCCUUGUACUCCAGCACAGUCUGGCCCUUUGCACCCAGGAUGGACCCAGAGCCAGAGGGGACAAAAUCCAUUCCAAAAACCAUCCUCUUUCUUUCACCUCUCAUCCCCCCUCCUGCUGUCACCUUGGUGACCCACAGCAGGGCUCUUGGCACCCCUGGGAGCUGAUCCACCCCUGGGGCAGCCAUGGGAGAGCAGAGCUGCAGGAAAUGCAGCAGGUGGCUGCAGGAUUUCCUUUGGAAGGGAGCUGAACGUGGACACAGCCAGUGGAGCCAGCAGAGGUUGUGUCUGCCAGGGAGGAAGCAGGGAAAGCAGAGAGCAGGGGAGCUGGGCUCAGAGCCCAGCUGGUUUCCUGGAAAGGAGAGGGCUCGUGGGUGGGUGCAUGGGGAGGGAGAACUGCAGCAGCAUCAGGGCAAAGAGCAGCCUCACCCUGUGUGAGACAGCCCAGCUGGAAUUCCUGGCUCUGAGGAACUGGCACAGGCUGCCCUGAACAGCCUCAGCCUCCCUGGACACCCCCAGCCUGGCCAGCUGCUCCCACCUGGAGGGGAAGCCAGGUGUGAAAACCCAGCCUGCACAAAAACUGCCUGUGCCAGCACUGACAUGCUCCAGGAGAGAAACAACAAAGUGUGGAAAGACCUGGAUGAGGACACAGCUCUUUUCUCUGAGGAAACAGAAUCUGCUGCACAAAUGGAGCAAAGUGCUGAUACAGCUUUUCUGUUAUUGUUAAAAUCGUUUAUUAGAAAUUACAACUCGCUAUUUUAAUGAA
Messenger RNA from Oenanthe melanoleuca, 3025 nucleotides. Its product is annotated as tumor necrosis factor ligand superfamily member 10-like. Gene Ontology annotation, biological process: immune response. NCBI's taxonomy places the organism in Eukaryota, Metazoa, Chordata, Aves, Passeriformes, Muscicapidae. Gene Ontology annotation, cellular component: membrane. The transcript has 5 exons. The coding region runs from base 89 to 1078 and encodes 329 amino acids. Gene Ontology annotation, molecular function: tumor necrosis factor receptor binding. The record is from RefSeq and is a predicted model, not a curated record.